Molecule: messenger RNA, 174 nt
Organism: Ostreococcus lucimarinus CCE9901
Lineage: Eukaryota; Viridiplantae; Chlorophyta; Mamiellophyceae; Mamiellales; Bathycoccaceae
Exons: 1
Coding region: 1-174 (57 amino acids)
Source: RefSeq, a predicted model, not a curated record
AUGUUGGAUAAGAUGAAGGAUUUGGGGAACUCUUUGCUCGGGAACUUUGGGCUGAGUUUGGAUAACUUCAAGGCGGAGAAGGACGCGACGACGGGGAGUUACUCGAUUCACUUCGUCGACGAAAAGAAACGCUCGACGACUGGCGACGAGGACGACGAGGACGACGAGAACUGA